This is a messenger RNA of Hemibagrus wyckioides, 1798 nucleotides long. Its product is annotated as serine/threonine-protein kinase NIM1. Gene Ontology annotation, biological process: protein phosphorylation; microtubule cytoskeleton organization; intracellular signal transduction. The coding region runs from base 143 to 1468 and encodes 441 amino acids. NCBI's taxonomy places the organism in Eukaryota, Metazoa, Chordata, Actinopteri, Siluriformes, Bagridae. Gene Ontology annotation, cellular component: cytoplasm. Gene Ontology annotation, molecular function: ATP binding; tau-protein kinase activity; protein serine/threonine kinase activity. The transcript is spliced from 4 exons. The record is from RefSeq and is a predicted model, not a curated record.
UCUCCAGUGUUUUCACAGGCAGCAACAGCUCAGAUAUUAAUACGUCCUCCUAAUUGGAUUGGCCCUUAAUGAUCCUCAGAGGUUUAGAGAGACAGAGCGUUGUCUUACUCAGUAUAGACUGUUCUCUGCUACAGACAGGAAGAUGAAGGAUCCUCAGCUACCAGGUUACAAAUUCCAGAAGGCAUGUCCAAAGCGAAAUGAGGACAAAAAAAACAAAACCCAAACUCUGAUCAAACCCACCAGACCUCCACUGCUGGGAUCCAGAGCACCAGCGAUAACAGCAGAGCAACAAAUGAAGCAAACAGCAUUUGAGAGGGUUGUGUAUGACAUGUCCCACAACGAAACCGUCAUCCACGACAUAAUUCUGGGUAAAAGGAUUGCCUUCUACGAGCUCAGAGGGGAAAUCGGCACUGGCAAUUUCUCACAAGUCAGACUUGGUGUUCAUGCCUUAACUAAAGAGCGUGUUGCAGUCAAGAUCCUUAAUAAAAGGCGCUUGGACAAGAAGACACAAACGUUAUUUGCUUCCGAAAUCUCUUGUUUGCAAAGACUGUCCCAUCCAAACAUCGUGCGUCUCUAUGAGGUGGUUGAAACGAGUAAGCACCUGUACUUGGUUAUGGAGUAUGGCAGCGCAGGAGACCUCUUUUCACGCAUCAGCACAAGGGGACGUCUGUCAGACUUGGAAAGCAAGCUCAUCUUUGCACAGAUCAUUUCUGCUGUUAAAUACAUGCAUGAGAGCAAUAUAGUUCAUCGUGACCUAAAGGCUGAAAACAUUUUCUACACUACCAGCUACUCCAUCAAGAUAGGUGAUUUUGGUUUCAGCACUGUAAGUGGCCCUAGUGACGUCCUGACCACAUUUUGUGGCUCUCCUCCUUAUGCAGCACCAGAGCUGUUUAAGGAGAAAGGCUACGUGGGCCGUUACGUAGACAUCUGGGCAUUGGGUGUUUUGCUAUACUUCAUGGUGACUGCUACUAUGCCGUUCAACGCUGAAAACCUGGGCCGUCUAAAACGCUGCAUCUUGCAGGGCAUCUACACCAUCCCUCAGUACAUCCCGGUAUCCUGCCAGCAGACCAUUCAAGGCAUGCUAAGGCCUGUUCCUCCAGACCGCAGCAGCAUUUCCCAGAUCAUGACCUGUCCCUGGAUGAGAGGCAUUGACUACCCCAAGCCUUUUCCCUGCUUCAGCCUGACACCCAGUCACCUGAUGGAUCCCUCCGAGGGCCUGUGUGCAGAGGAGGAGGAAGUCAAGUUAGCAUUGAAUGACUUGGGUAUUAGCAGCAUGCAUCUGCAGAAUAACACCUGUGAAGACUUGUGCAGUCCCAUCACAGGAACAUAUCGUAUUUUACUGCAUGGCAUUCAAAAAAGGAGAUUAGUGGAGGUUGUGGGAUAUACAGCAGUGCACCCUGAAGAGUUAUGUGACAGGAAGCAGUGGAACAGUAAAUAUCAGCCAUCCACUGUCUGUACUGUGCUGUAAGGAAUUGUUGUAUUGAUUGUAUUGAUCUCCAAAAGUGUAUUUUGCUAUUUGAAGGUGCUAAAUAAGAGCUAAAUUCCAUCAAGUGUGUGCAUGUUUAAAGACAGUAAUCAAUAUAUUUUAUGUCUUACUCAGCUAGUAUGUGCAAGGGCAAAGGACUUUUUAGACUUAUAUAUAUGCUUACAUGCCACAUUUUCUGUAUGUAUGUUUUUGAUAUUGUGCAUAGAAACAUCAGUUACAUGGACCACUUUUUACAUUUCAACUUAUGUAAACAUUUAGAAUAAAAGAGGAUGAUACCUUUAUAUCAAUGGUAACACCAUUAUUAAUAAUCAA